GUGAUAUAAAAACACGUGUUGUUUAUGUUUACGAUCGGCUGAUCGUUUGCACGACUUGCAUAAGUUCGAGGAUCAAAACAUAAAAAACGUGAUUUGUGGUUUAUUAUACAACAUGCACGGCCGUACUGCAAACUAUGAUAGUUGGUUUGUUUACGAAUAGAAAGGAUGCUGUAGUGAACGGAGCAUAAGUGAUAGCUAAUUUUCAAAAAUAAAAACUUUGCAAUCGUUGAUAAUUCUAACGAGUUUGAAUGAAAUACGAAAUCAGUUAUCACAGUGAUACAGAAACGAUGGGAAGCCGUGCGCAGUCUGUGAUCUGUGACAAAGUGCUGGCCGGACUGCCACAGCUACUAGAUGAUCUGCAAAGAUUAUCAGAAGAUCAGGAUACUGCUGAUGUGGUAUUUAUACUCGGAACCAGUGAGGAAAGGAUUUAUGCCCAUCGGAUCAUUCUAAUGGCAAGGUGUAAAUCUUUUCAAUCUCCCAAGAGGGGAGAGAUCUGCAGAAUACCGGGCAGCUCGGUGGUUCCUUCGGCGCCAGGUUCACCGACCACCAUCCGGUUGCCGCACAUCGAAGCGGAUAUUUUCCGUCAAUUUAUUCUCUACGUAUACACUGCUAAAAUCAUGUUACAAGACUCGAAGGUAUUUGAAAUGAUUAUUCUUGCGCAAGACCUUGGCGUCGAGGAGUUGAAAAUUGCUUGCGAAGAGCAUGUCAAGACUGCCAUGUCAGUUGCCAAUGCUUGCACUUUUUUGGCCGCAGUAAUGGAAAUACAGGAAAAACCUGCAGGUGCUAAAAUUGCGUCGCCGUUUUUGGAUAAAUGCAUCACGUACAUUGCGGAAAAUGCUUCUGAAUGCGUUAAAACGAAUGCCUUUUUGAAUCUCACCAAAGAAGGUCUUAUUCAGGUGAUUUCGUACGAUAAUCUUGGCCUAGAGGAAGAGGAUGUUUGGCGCUGUGUUUUGGCAUGGGCCAAAAAUCAAGCUGGAGUCACGCAGCCAACGGCCCAUUGGACCGAGGAGGAACGGCAACGUGUAUGCCAACAGUUGGCACCGGUCAUUUCACACGUGCGUCUGUUUCUCAUAGACAGUCAAGUCUUUGCGGAAGAAGUCGAACCGACGGGGGCCGUUCCGAUAGAAUUGUCACUGGAACGUUAUCGUAGAGCAGCUCUUCACUCGAACAAACUACCAGCCUCGGCGGUUCCGAUUCCGGCAAACGUGCUUGGUGAAAACGACAAACGGCUGCAACCACGCUUGAUGUUGAAUCUAUUCCAUGGGUCAACAAUUUUGAAAAACGAUAAAAUACAUAUGCAAGGAACUUUGAACAGCUGGUAUGGGGUUCACAAACAAACGUGGCGGUUAGUUUACCGUGCCUCAACCAACGGGUUUACAGCAGCUUCGUUUCAUCGCCAUUGCGAUGGAAUUGCGCCGCUCUUUGUAGUGGCUUUGGGAUCCCAAGGUGCGAUUAGUGGCGGAUUUACCGAUGUGGCAUUCGCCAAAACCAACCGUAAAGGCGGAUACAUUCAUUCGGAAAAGGCGUUUCUUUUUGCUCUGAACUACAACAACGACCCACCAACAAAGUAUGAUAUUAUCAAGAAACCUUACGCUAUCUGUUAUCAUCCUGACUGUGGUCCCAUUUUUGGAGCAGGGGCUGAUUUAUUGAUUUCGAACAAUUGCAAUAUCAACAUGGAAUCAUACUCCAAUUUCCCACAUUCGUACGAUGGACCGAACGCAACCUUCGGCAACCUAUUUGGGGACUACCACUUUUCCAUAGUGGAUUACGAAGUAUUUACACUGGCACCAUCGACGGCUCCGCCGGGAAUCAAAAUGAAGCAUGAUCGUUAUCCUUGAGAUAUGGGUAGAAGCUUUGUAGUGAGUACCUACAUUGACAUCAUUCACUAAAGCACAAGGACUGACGAAACGAGAAUAGCAUGUUUGGUCAAUAUCGAAAUUUUAGAUAC
Messenger RNA from Sabethes cyaneus, 1948 nucleotides. RefSeq lists its product as uncharacterized. Gene Ontology annotation, molecular function: protein binding. The coding region runs from base 249 to 1838 and encodes 529 amino acids. NCBI's taxonomy places the organism in Eukaryota, Metazoa, Arthropoda, Insecta, Diptera, Culicidae. The record is from RefSeq and is a predicted model, not a curated record. The transcript has 7 exons.